This is a messenger RNA of Vespula vulgaris, 6147 nucleotides long. RefSeq names its product leucine-rich repeat-containing protein 4B. The transcript has 3 exons. The record is from RefSeq and is a predicted model, not a curated record. Bases 1052 to 3052 code for a protein of 666 amino acids. Gene Ontology annotation, cellular component: plasma membrane. Gene Ontology annotation, molecular function: protein binding. NCBI's taxonomy places the organism in Eukaryota, Metazoa, Arthropoda, Insecta, Hymenoptera, Vespidae.
GCAACGCUCGUUCGGGAGUAAGCGAGACAGAGAUAGAGAGGUAGAUAGAAAGAGAAAGAGAGAAUAUAUCGUCAGUGUGAUAAAGACAGUGCUACGUCGAGGAGGCCCAGUCUACUUGUAUUUCUCUCUCUCUCUUUCUCUCUGUCUCUGUCUCUCUCUCUCUCUCUCUCCCUCUUUCUCCCUCUCUAUCUUUGUCCAGUAGGUUAAAGCAAGACAGAGACAGGGUGUCUCUCUCUCGGCGGUUCUGAACCCCCGGUUUUCACAGUCUCUCAUUUAACGACGAACGCGUUCGCGUCUGACGGUGGACUCUCUGUCCUCUGUCCUCGAUGUUUUUUCAAAAAAUUUGCAAAGUGUACGUGCGUCUUUAUUUAAUCCUGCUAGCGUGACAUUUCGAUCAACAUUGGGAAUAUUGGACCUAAUUUACAGGCCUAUCGUAUAGUCUGCCUUUCUUGGAUAUUGCGAGUGUCUGUUAACGUGAAUUGUUUUCAAAAAGGAAGAGAAUGAGUUUAUAUAAAUGUUGAGAAUGAUACAUAUUACCGAGGACGAUGAUGAUUACAUCUUAGCGAAGAUACGUUCUUCCUCUCUCUCUCUCUCUUUCUCUCUCUUAUUCUCGAAGUGUUACCGAAUAAGAUUCACGAAUGGACGAGCCGGGAGCGUUUAAUCCCUUGCCUCUCGUUUGCAUAAUUAGCCGCGGUACUGCGCUGCGGGCUCCCUCGAGAUAGAGAGAGGAGGGUAACCCGUAAACUUUGACCGCGAAGAUCUUGCCGAGAAGGCAGAGAAAGGAAAGGAAACUUCGAAACCUUCGCGAGAAGAGCCUUUCUAUAUUUUGAGGAAAAUCCUUUUGAGAGAGACGGAAAAGAAGGGAGACGAAUAAAAGAGAGAGAGAGAGAGAGAGAGAGAGGGAGAGGGGAUGAUAAAAAUGGACUCUGUCAAAUCCUGCUGAUCGUUAAAACAGAGAGAAAGCCGUGUAAAAAGUGUAGUUGUGACUGUUAUCGCAAGUGUAUGUGACACGUAAAAAAAGAAAAACAACAACAGCCAGAUAUUCGUCAGGAUGCCGAGGGGUUCAUUGUUAAUCCUUUUAGUAAUGAUGGCAGCGACAACGAGAUUAGUUAGUCCAGACAAAUGUGCCGAGGAGUGUACCUGCAAAUGGAAAAAUGGUAAACGUACCGUAGAAUGUAUAGAUCGUGCUUUAACGAGUAUACCAGAAGAGAUCGAUUCAGAGACACAAGUGUUGGACAUGAGCGGGAACCAUGUAAGAAGCUUGCCGAGUAACAUCUUCGUACGUGUACGCCUGACGAAUCUCCAGCGUCUCUAUCUACGCGAGUGUCGUAUCGACCGAAUCGACUCGGAGGCUUUGACCGGCCUGACGAACUUGGUCGAGCUCGAUCUAAGCAAUAAUUUGUUAUCAGGGGUGCCAAGUGCUAGUUUUUCGAACACUCCCUUUUUACGUGACCUAGUGUUGGCGUACAAUCACUUGGAAAGGAUUCAUUCCUAUGCCUUUAAGAAUACACCCAACUUGGUUAAGCUCGAUCUCUCUCAUACGAAGUUGAUCGAGAUCGAAGCCAAAGGAUUUCGCGGUUUAGAGUCAUUGGAAAGUUUGAAAUUGAAUGAAAACGAAUUGACUACGUUACAUCCCGGUACGUUUGAACCAUUGAACAAACUCACCAGUAUCGAACUACACGAUAAUCCAUGGAUUUGCGAUUGUCGUUUGCGAGAGAUGAAGUUGUGGCUUGUAAAGCAUAACUUGCCGACAUUGGUGGCGCCCGUUUGUCACGGACCUGAACAAUUAUUGGAUAGAGUUUUUACCGAUCUAGUGAUCGACGAUUUUGCCUGUCGUCCUGUACUUUUAAUAGCGAGUCAUUAUGCCGAGGCUACGAUCGGCGAGAAUGCUAGUAUAGUGUGUAGAGUCAGUGCUAUACCACCUGCCAAAGUUAAAUGGUAUUGGAACGGUCGGCUGUUAACCAACCAUUCGGCGUUUAGUAGCUAUCAGAAGGUCUUGAUAUUCGAGGAGGGACAAUUUCGUAAGAGAAGUACAUUGGUACUGACCAAUGCACAGGAGACUGACUCCAGUGAGUUUUACUGUGUCGCCGAAAAUCGUGCUGGUAGCGUGGAAGCUAAUUUCACGCUUCACGUGUCAUUAAGAACGGCUGGGAUGUCGACGUUAGGAUCGGGACAAAUAGCAGGGAUAUCGGCAGCAUUGGUAGGCCUGAUACUCUUCAUCCUACUGAUCAUCCUAAUUCUUUUCAUUCGUCUAAGAAGAAUGCCCCUGAAAGACAUGAAAUCUCAAACGCCGGUUGAAACGGUGUCUGGCGAAGGCAACGGCGAAACGAUAAACCCAAUGGAAAACCCAUCGACGACCUCGUCUUUGGCUCGAAGAAAACGCGAAGAGAUCGAAACAACGUCGUUCGGGAUCGAUGCGAAACCGCCGGUAUCCUUGAACCUAAGUUACGUUCAAAGACCGCAAACGGCUUUGGUCCAGAACGAAAGUGACUAUAGUAACGUUACGAGAUACGACGAGCGUAAUCAAGGUGGUAUCGGUGGUUGUGGUAGAUCGUCGUUACUAGUACCACCAACCGGUGGUUGUUUUUCAUCAACUACGUCAUUGAUGCCCAUCGAUAAUCCUGAUUUGAUAAGGGACACUAGACGUGGCUCGGCCGAAGAUCUAACGCCUUACGGUGCUGGUGGUGAUUUCGUUGGUGGUGUUGGCCGUAUGGAAUUAGUCGACGAUGGUAAAAUAUUAUAUUCCAGUUGUCUUUGGGAUAGUAGUACUGCUACAACGAGAGACAGCACCGGCAACAACAGUUGUAGGGAUGGUUGUAGAGAUAAUUGCAGAGGUGCUUCGUUACAAGUCAGUUCAUAUACGUCGUCCAAGGAAACGCUAGCCGUUGUAGCACCAACGGUCGAACAAUUUCCACCAGGUGCGAAACAAAUGCGUGUAUGGCAAAAGGGUGUACCCGUAUUACCGCCUGUAUCAGCCCUCAAACGUGUAUUAGGAUCCACGCGUAGCUCACCCGAUGAGGGCUAUCAGGAAGGCACUGGAACCGAUGUCUAGGUACCGCUACUUCAUUACUGCGACCCACGGCAUCGUUACUUGGAACUACGUAGACGCCAUCAGGAGGAUGAUACCGACUGCUGACUUGUUCUUUGUUUUUCCUUUUUCUUUUUCUCUUUUUUUUCUCUUUAUCCGAGCUCGAUCCUUCUACAUUGGUGGCUGUCGUAUGCUGGACUCGCAGUAGUGAACGAAAAUAAGAAAUAUAUGCAUACAUACGUACACACACACAUAUAUAUAUAUCUAUCUAUAUAUAAUAUAUAUAUAUAUAUAUAUAUAUAUAUAUAUGUGAGUACCUACAUACAUACAUCAUACAUAUCACAUGCAUAUGCACACAACACACACGCGCGCGCGCGUAAAAGAUUCCAUUCAACAAAUCUCACAAUGACAAGAACAAAUAUGAUACAUUGACUUAGGGUGUCCGUCGAGACCCCAAGUGAAACAUUAUUCAUGGUGUCGACGGCUCUGAUAAAUAUUGCAGUGCUUGUGUAUGUGCAAAGAGAUUAAAAAAGAAAUAAUUCAUUGGAUAGAUCAUGAGUUAGAGAGAAAGAGAGAGAGAGAGAGAGAGAGAGGGAGAGAGAGAGAGAGAGAGAGAAGAAGAGAACGAAUCUUUAAGAAAGUUCAGUGUUACCAACAAUAUUCGAACUCUGACGUCAUGUCCUACCUCUUCUGAUCGUUCUUAUUCUUCUUUCUUGUUUGGAGUCCUAACAAAAUAAAUAAUAUAAACGGGAGGAAGAAUGUCGUGUGGAAGAAGGAAGAAGGCAAAAGUAUAAAAAAGAAAAAAAGAAAGAAAAUGGAGGAAGACUGCUGUGGUACACGCGUAUUCGUCGAUGGAUUGUGUAGGGGAGAAGAAUAUUUGUGAAUGACGAUAAAAGUUUCGUCGAAGUUUUUAUCAACAAAAACUUUUAUCGCACGCGCCUGAUAUCGAUGGAAAAUGGUGGCAAGUUGGCAGAUGCAUACAGGAAACGCAUCCGAGACUGGGCUAUCUCAGUUUUUUCUGGGUUGCGUCUGGAUUUCAAUCUCGGUAUCACCAUUGGAGUUUCCGUUCAUCCAUUCCUUCCGAAUUUGGCUCUCGAGACUACGACAGGUUCGAGGAAAUUCGCAAAUACGUAUGGAUAUUGGGUAUUCCCUCGGUGGUAUCCGCAGAGAGAUCGAAAUCAUGAGCGAAGGCCAUCACGUCCAGAGCUGCGGUGAGUGCGUCACCAAAGCCAGCGGUCAACGCGGAAACUUCGGUGUUACCGCCGACGUUUGGACUGGAAUGUAAUCGUAAUAAUUCUUAUGUCAAUCAGUCUUCUAAAGUUGUUAACAAGUUUUAUAAUUUAACAUUUACUUAUAUAACUCUUAACUUAACUUCAUUUACGUUUACAAAUGCCGCAAUAUAAGAAGAUACAUUUUUCCUAUAUAGAUUGAUUCUACAAUAACAACUGUAAUUCAAUACAUAAAGAUUAUAUCUACAUGUAUUUGUGUGUGUGCGUGUGUGUGUAUGUGUAUGUGUGUGGAAAAAAAUAGCUAGAUUUAUUACGCAUUAUUUUUUCUAUGAGCAGUUUUAGAAAUACACAACAGAUGAAAAAUUUUGAAUCCUAUUCCAUUUUUUAUUCUAUUCGAAACGUAGACAGGAAGUAAUUAUUGAUUGCGAAACGAUAACAAAAAGAAAAAAAAAGAUAUGUUACAUCUCGAUGCAGACUCUUGAGUCAUUUCUUGCGAAGGCCACAUGCGGCAAAAUUCAAACUCGCUGCGUUUCUGCGUUUUUCACCGAUGAAUCGCUCGCCGAUCCCGUUUCAAUGUAUAUGUAUAUAUUUCUAAUGUAUCAGAAAGAAAAAGAUAGAUAGAUAGAAACGUAAUACGCAAUAAAUUGAAAGUGGUUCAUGAAAUAUUCAAUUUAACUGGUGAUUUUCUUUUUCCUUUUUUUUCCUUUUCUUGCAUUUCAUUUGACAAAGACAUCUUUUUGAUAGAAAAACAUUUUAGAAAAUUUAUUCGAUAACAUAUAUGUCAAUUUUUAAUUAUCAAUUCCAAUGUAAUAUUUAUAUCUCCCUGUAUAGUCUAAUAUGCAACUCAUAAAUAAAAUGUAUUAUCUUUUCUUUUUUACUUUUUCUUAUACAAGAUACAACUAUAUUUUUGUUAUAUUUAUAUAUACAAUAUGUAUAUAUAUAAAUAUAUACGUAUAUAUAUUGUAUAUACAUAUACAAUAUAGAAAAAGAUAAGUGUAUAUAGUUGAUUUAUUAUACUACGUAACAUAUAAUAAAGUUGAGUAAUACGUCCUGGUGUCUACAAAGCGACUAUAUCUCAUAAUCAAUUACAUCACAAUUUACAUAGAUUAUAGCCAUCACUUGCCUAGCUCGUACAGGCGUUGAAAAGGAUUCCCGUCCCCACAUUAUCUGUCGCAGUUCCUCACCAGUCAUACCUCGUUUCUUCAGUGCAUUUAUUGUGACUUUUCCAACGCGCUGUAAACAAAAUAAUCAAUUAAUACGACUGUAUAAUUUCGUUAAUGAUUCAUAUAUAAUAUUUUUUUUAUUAAACAUUACUUUGUAAACUAAGCAAAAUAAAUCUAGCAAAUGUAAUAAAUAUGAAUUAAUUAAUAAUGAUUAUUGUUGUUAUGUUUUCUUUUCAUAUUUUAUUUCUGUUUUUAUUUUAUUUUAUUUUAUUUUUUUCUUUCUAAUAAAAAAAUAUCGUAAAAUUGUGAAUUACAUAAACUCACUUUUUAUAUCUAUAUGCAUAGAGAUCUGUGUAUGUAUAUGUAUAUAUGAGCGUGCAAAUACAUUUCGUUGUAAUAAUUAAAAAAAAAACUGAUAUGUAUUUAUUUCAUUAAACUUAUUAACUUCGAGAUUGUUAAUAAAAAAAAUAUUGAAAAAUUUUUUAUAUCAGUUAACCAAUCGUAUAUACAUACAAUUGGUUUGUAAAAGGAUAGGAGACAAUAUCACAUUAUACGAAUGCGAUGCGAUAAAAGCUCACAGCAUGGUGUCCUUUUAAUUAUGCUAGUCGUGCGAUUAAUCGACCGAUUGAGUUACGUGCAACGAGUGAGUGAGUGAGUGAGAGAGAGAGAGAGAGAGAGAGAGAGAGAGAGAGAGAGAGAGAGAGAGAGAGAGAGAGAGAGAGAGAGA